This is a messenger RNA of Suillus discolor, 177 nucleotides long. RefSeq lists its product as uncharacterized. Gene Ontology annotation, biological process: retrograde vesicle-mediated transport, Golgi to endoplasmic reticulum; intra-Golgi vesicle-mediated transport; endoplasmic reticulum to Golgi vesicle-mediated transport. The annotation marks the transcript as partial. Gene Ontology annotation, molecular function: protein binding. The transcript has a single exon. Gene Ontology annotation, cellular component: COPI vesicle coat. The record is from RefSeq and is a predicted model, not a curated record. Lineage: Eukaryota; Fungi; Basidiomycota; Agaricomycetes; Boletales; Suillaceae.
CUCGUCACGACAGGUGAUGACCGGACUAUCAAGAUUUGGGACUACCUUAGCAAAAGCUGCGUGCAAACGAUGGAAGGACAUACGAACGACCCAAGCUUUGCUGUAUUCCACCCCAACGUGCCCAUCAGCAGCAGCAGUGAGGACGGUACCGUAAAGAUAUGGAAUGGCAAUGCCUGA